This is a messenger RNA of Xiphias gladius (swordfish), 532 nucleotides long. RefSeq names its product SEC61 translocon subunit gamma (gene sec61g). The transcript is spliced from 5 exons. Lineage: Eukaryota; Metazoa; Chordata; Actinopteri; Istiophoriformes; Xiphiidae. The coding region runs from base 123 to 371 and encodes 82 amino acids. Gene Ontology annotation, biological process: protein targeting; post-translational protein targeting to membrane, translocation. The record is from RefSeq and is a predicted model, not a curated record. Gene Ontology annotation, molecular function: transmembrane protein transporter activity. Gene Ontology annotation, cellular component: membrane; Ssh1 translocon complex.
CGUUUAAAGCUACGUCAGCGCUUCUCUACUAACAAGCUCCCUGAGAGCGACGUGUCCCUUUCUACUCUGACUCACUUCUCAUCAAACACGACCUCGGAAAUAGCUAACGUUACGUCGAGCUGAUGACUUUUCUUCUCAUAGCUAACAAGGAGGGCCUAAACACCAUGGAUCAGGUAAUGCAGUUCGUUGAGCCCAGUCGGCAGUUCGUCAAAGAUUCAAUAAGGCUCGUAAAAAGAUGCACAAAACCCGACAGAAAAGAAUUCCAGAAGAUUGCCAUGGCCACAGCGAUUGGGUUUGCCAUCAUGGGUUUCAUUGGUUUCUUUGUCAAACUCAUUCACAUCCCCAUCAACAACAUCAUUGUUGGUGGUUAAAUCCUGGCCAAGAAAAAAACACAAACUUCAAUACCUAGGGGCAAGAGAUGGUGCUGUAAAGUGUUAUUGGGCUGAUGUGAUUAAUUCUAAAGGGAUGGCAUUUUUACAUUCUGUGCACAACAUUUAUAUUUCGCUGUGUAAAUAAAACAAAUGGAAACUGA